AUGGAGCUCCUUGUUCAGCUCGUCGCUAGCCAAAUCCUACGCAUCACUUGCUACUUGAUUGCCAUUACCUUCAUCUCCGUAUUUGUCAACAUAAUCAACCAACAAUUCUUCUACCGUCGCAAUGAACCCCCAGUCGUGUUCCAUUGGUUUCCCAUUGUCGGAAGUACGGUGCGCUACGGAAUGGAUCCCUACAAGUUCUUCUUUGAGUGUCGAGAAAAGUACGGAGACAUCUUCACGUUUAUCCUACUGGGAAAGAAAACCACUGUCUACCUAGGGAUAGAAGGAAACGAGUUCAUUCUCAAUGGGAAACUCAAGGAUGUCAACGCGGAAGAAGUGUAUGGCAAGUUGACCACGCCAGUCUUCGGAUCGGAUGUGGUUUACGAUUGUCCGAAUUCGAAACUGAUGGAGCAGAAGAAGUUCGUGAAAUUCGGCCUCAGCCAAGAAGCCCUAGAGGCAUACGUGCCCCUAAUCGAGCAAGAGGUGGAGCAAUACAUCAAAAUGUCCAGCAGGUUCAAAGGCACCUCGGGCACAAUUGAUCUCGGUGCCACAAUGGCCGAGAUAACCAUCUUCACAGCAGGUCGCACGCUGCAAGGCGACGAAGUCCGCGCAAAGCUGACCUCGGAAUUCGCCGACCUCUUCCAUGACCUCGAUCUGGGCUUCUCCCCUAUCAACUUCAUGCUCCCUUGGGCACCACUACCUCACAACCGUAAGCGAGACGUAGCGCAUGCCCGCAUGCGCGAAAUCUACUUAGACAUCAUCAAUGAGCGUCGUCAGCAAGUCGCGACCGGCGCCAACCAAGGACACCAGGCUAAAGAUAUGAUCUGGCACCUCAUGGACUGCGUAUACCGAGAUGGAACCCCAAUCCCAGAUAAAGAGAUCGCGCAUAUGAUGAUCACAUUGUUGAUGGCGGGCCAACACUCUUCGUCUGCUAUCAGCUGCUGGAUUCUACUCCGGUUGGCAUCGGAGCCUGAGAUGACAGAGAAACUCUAUGCCGAGCAGAUCAAUGCCCUGGGAAGUUCCUCGGGCUCGCUGCCGCCGUUGACAUAUAGUGAUCUUGAGAAACUGCCUUUGCUUGCAUACACUAUUAAGGAAACCCUUCGUAUCCACUCUUCUAUUCAUACCCUCAUGCGCAAAGUCAAGAAUCCUCUUCCCGUGCCGGGUACGAACUACGUCGUGCCUACGACACAUACGCUGCUCUCUUCUCCUGGUGUCACUGCGCGAGAUGAACGGUACUUCCGGAAUGCCCUGACCUGGGAUCCGCAUCGGUGGGAAUCGCGUGUUGAGGACCAGGUUGAUGAGACUGAUACAGUAGAUUAUGGGUAUGGUGCAGUGUCGAAGGGUACGCGCAGCCCGUACUUGCCGUUCGGGGCUGGUAGGCACCGGUGCAUUGGGGAGAAAUUUGCCUAUAUGAAUCUGGCGGUUAUUGUUGCGACUCUUGUGAGGGAGUUCAAGUUUUAUAACCCUGAAGAUCGGGUUGGGGUUCCGGAGACGGAUUAUUCGGCCGGUGCAGCCUGCGACAGUGCGGUGGGAACGUAG
Messenger RNA from Penicillium pulvis, 1536 nucleotides. RefSeq names its product cytochrome P450. Bases 1 to 1536 code for a protein of 511 amino acids. Gene Ontology annotation, biological process: ergosterol biosynthetic process. The transcript has 4 exons. The record is from RefSeq and is a predicted model, not a curated record. Gene Ontology annotation, molecular function: monooxygenase activity; heme binding; iron ion binding. NCBI's taxonomy places the organism in Eukaryota, Fungi, Ascomycota, Eurotiomycetes, Eurotiales, Aspergillaceae.